Phaedon cochleariae (mustard beetle) is the source of this 2019-nucleotide messenger RNA. Lineage: Eukaryota; Metazoa; Arthropoda; Insecta; Coleoptera; Chrysomelidae. The record is from the annotation of a GenBank genome assembly.
UAAGGAAGCAAUCGAGCGGUCAUUCAUUGUAAGAUCAGUUUAUUUUGAAAGCUAUUCCAAAGAUAAUUCUCUCUAUAUCAGUAUCGGUAUUCUCUGUCAAUCAAUAUAUCAUCUUUCAUUUGUGUCAAUAAUUAUUUGAAAUUUUGUGUAUUUAUAUCGAUUGUAUCUACAGAUACUAUGAUAAUGCAGUGGAGAACCUUUUCCAAAAUGAAUUUUCCGUUGUUCAUCACCUGUUUGCUGCCCUUCAUAACCAGUGCCACCUGUUUGCUGCCCUUCAUAACCAGUGCCGGAAUAUUAUCACCCACGACUGGUCGUAGAGGGAAUAUCCGCGAACGUUCGACCUCCAAUUAUGGAAUAAAGAAAGAGGACCUGGAAAGCGCGGUGACGUUCGCUUACCACACCACAAACAUGUCCGAGCGAUUGGAGGACAACAUCAAAGGACGAGUCGGCAUCAGCAACGGUUCGCCCUCUUUCGGGCUGAACAUCGCUUACAGAUCAGAAGAUAGAGCGAUUGAGAGGGGUAGAAAGGCCCUGAUAGCUGCGAGAGCUACCGUUCAGUUGGCCAACAUGUUUUGCAUGAGUUAUAAACUGAACUAUGACGAUUGCUUAGCUGCUAUCAACAAAUUCAGUCUGAAGGAUUCGUCUUUGAAAUCCGUUUGUGACCAUUUAGAGAAAAAGUGUUCUCCUGAAGAAUACCAAAACAUGUACCGAUCGGCAGAAGGUUCCUGCAAUAACAUCAAGAAGAGCAGUUUGGGAGAAUCAUUCACUGGAUAUACAAGAUUAUUAGCUCCUGAUUACUCCGAUAACAUCAAUACCGUGAGAAGAGCUCGAAACAAAGAUGCUUUACCAAAUGCAAGAAGAGUCGGAAGUGCCAUCAUUGACGAGAUUAAAUUUGCCAAUGAUCGAUUGACGCUAGCUGUAAUUCAAUGGGGCCAAUUCCUGGAACAUGAUCUGAGUAGAUUUGCCUUUCCAGUGAUGUAUCACUACAACAUUUCGUUCGAUUGCUGCGAUCGCGAUGGGCGCAAUUUGGCGCCCAGAUACCUCCAUCCACUUUGCAUGGCCGUCGGGGUGCCCCCGGAUAACGAGUACACCUUCGCCAGCGGUUUGAGUUGCAUAAGUUACGCUAGGUCCCUGCCCGCCGUAGGGAACGAUUGCCGCUUCGGAUGGAUCAACCAACUCAAUCAAGCAACCCAUUUCUUGGACGGCUCUCAAGUAUACGGGGUGACGUUCGAAAAGACCUCGGAAUUGCGCAGCUACACCAAUGGAAUGCUCAAAAUGCACCAAAUCGGCGAGAAACACUAUCUGCCUUCCUCGGAAAAUCCUAGUGAAAACUGUCAAGUUGAGACAAAAAACGCGGCUUGCUUCACAGCUGGAGAUCCGAGAGUCAACCAGCAUCCGCGUCUCACGGUGAUGCACACGAUUUCGGUGCGAGAACACAACAGGAUAGCGAGAAAGUUGAGGGAAAUGAACGAGCACUGGGAUGACGAGAAGCUGUUCCAGGAGACCAGAAGGAUCGUUGUUGCCGAGAUGCAGCACAUUACUUACAACGAUUGGGUGCCUAAGAUUUUGGGUGAGAAGAAAUUACAGAAUGCUGGGGAAACUUAUCAAGAAAGUGUUGACCCCACUGUCAGUAAUAGUUUCGCCACAGCUGCCAUCCGGUCUCUGCAUUCUAUGUUCAGCGAUCAUUUCAGAUUAUUAGAUGAAGAUCGUAAUAACGCCGAUUCACCCUCUAUAAAUUACAAAGGACAUUUCAACAAUCCCGGAAUAAUUCUAAAAGUUGAUGUUUUUGAUUCUCUGAUCAGAGGACUUGCGAGUGAAAGCAUUGGAAAUGUUGAUGCCAGAUCUCAAAAGCUUCCCAAUGAAUCAUUCACCGAUGAAAAUUUCGGCUACGAUACGCUAACACUGGAUGUCCAGAGAAGUAGAGACCAUGGUCUGCCGAGUUACAACGCGUAUAGAAAACAUUGUGGACUCAAAAUGGCGAGCAGUAUGCAGAAUUUCGCAGAUCAUAUGACUAGUGCA